AAAAUUUAGCAGUCUGAAGUUUUAUUCACAAGGGCAAUUGCAUUUUUACAGUAACCGAACUGAUAACUUAUGAUAAUUGUAUCACGUUAUAUAACACGUGCACCCUGGUAAUGCAUGAAUAUAGGUCGAUCUUUAUUUAAGCGCUGAAAGACGUUUAAACGAAAGAACAUUUUUGAUACGGAUACAGGUAUAGCGAUCUCUACGGCGGACAACAUGGCUCAGGUUUUCCAGGCUCCAAUGGACUACCCGCCGUUGACUGGAUCUGAACACUGGAAGCGGAAAUUACGUACAUAUUUCAGGUGUUUUGAUGUCAACAGUGAUGGCUACAUCACAAAAGAAGAUUACGUGAUAAGUGCGAAACGUUGUGCAGAGUAUUUGGACCUUGACGAUGAGAGAGCAGAGCAGAUUCUAAAUCAGCGCUUGAGGCAAUGGGAAUAUAUUACGAAAAAUGCUUCUAAGGUAUCGGAGGAAGAAUACGUGGAAUUGGUUCAAGGGUUGUGUAACCAAAAACACUUCCGGGAGGAGCUUUUCUCGACUGCGGUGUCCAGGGCUUUUGCUGUCGUUGACUUAAAUAGCGAUGGUCUCAUUUCCAGAGAGGAGUACAAAGCUUUUUUCUAUAGCUUAUGCCUCUCCGCCGAGGAUUCGCAUAAAACAUUCAACCUGAUCGACAACAACAACGAUGGCUUUAUCACCAAAGACGAAUUGGGGCAUGCAAUGGCUGAGUUCUUUUUUACCGAGGACCCAAAUAACAUUUACAACGAAGUAUACGGUUCACUGGCUGAUUAAGUUAUUACAACCGCCAAGGAGCCUAAUUUGCCUGUCGAUUAUAAACAUUACGCAAAAUGUAGGGACGAGUUUGAUGAAAUUUUUAACAUAGUUCAGAUAUUUGCCAAGGAACAAAUACUAAGAUUUUGGUGGGGAACCAGAGUGCUAUUUAUACCUAUUUUAUCAGUGAAAUGCGGCUUGCACAAACGCCGUUUGCUUGCAUCGUCUCUAACUGCCCUGUCGUGCCUUUCUGGCUUCUCAUUCAUAUUUAAUUCAGGUAACCUGCGCAAUCUUUCCCAUAUUAUACUUACUUCCAACCACUACAAUAUAGUAAAAGUAGCAAUGGCACAAACGGCGUGCAUUCAUCAA
Molecule: messenger RNA, 1134 nt
Organism: Lingula anatina
Lineage: Eukaryota; Metazoa; Brachiopoda; Lingulata; Lingulida; Lingulidae
Product: luciferin-binding protein
Molecular function (GO): calcium ion binding
Source: RefSeq, a predicted model, not a curated record